CAUAGAAUGGGGUGUAACAUAAAUUUAUGGUAUUAUACAAAGUCACAAGUCUAAGGUUUAUAUCUGUCCUCUAAAAGGGCUUCAAGCCUUUCCAGCCAAUCAGAGAAGGCUUUACUGGGAUCUAGGUGAGUCCGUUGCUACAGCAACACACUGCAACGAAAGCCAGAGCGCCUUCAAGAGAAUGACUGAAGUUCGACCACAUCUCGGAGAUUCUGGCGCACAUUUGUCCAAAAUGAAAGCUGUUCAAGUUCAGAACAAAGCAUCACUGCUUUGUCAAUAUAAAGUGGUUGCAAAGGAGAAGAGACCAAGACGGAUGACGCCGUCAGCUUUCACCCAGAAAAUGCUGCAGUCCACAGAGGAGCGCCUGAAUAACACUACUGAGGUGAACCCGCCACGCAUCCUCGAGUGGUUUGACACGAGCAACACCAUUCAUCAAAAAUUUUCAGUGGCUCACCUGGAGCGACCACUUUUCCAGCCCUUCCCAUCAGAGCUGGUUUUCCAGAACUUCACUCCACUACAGACUUACAAGCUACCUCUGAUCCUCCUUAACAAUGACAAGGUUUUACGGCAUGUGAAACUGGAGCAGCCGGAGUCAGAGGACUUCUUUGUAGUGGGUCCAGUCAAUCCAGGCACCAAAGUGGCCCCAGGAAUGAGUAUUACGUUUACUGUUGGCUUCACUCCCAAGGAGAACAAGGACUAUGAGGACAAACUGAUCUGUGUGACAGAGAGAGAGAGAUUUGAGAUCCCAGUCCGUGCUAUCGGGCCUCGUGCCAUUCUGGACUUUCGAGAUGAGAUUUUGUUUCCAGUUUGUCUCGUGAAAGCCUCCACACAGAAAACUCACCUUCUCCGGAACAUCGGAAACAGCCAGGCGAAGUUCAAGCUGCACACUCAGCAGCCUUUCUCUGUAAAACCCUCCUCUGGGACUCUUGAUGUUGGCGAGAGCCUGCAGGUCACUGUGAGCUUCCAUCCCUUAACCGUAGGAGACCAUCGGGAAGAUCUACUUCUGCACUACCACACAGGUGAAGAUGUGUUCAUCAGUCUGUGUGGAUCCUGUGAGGAACUGAACAUCCACCUGGAGCCUGAGUGUGUCACCCUGAAGAGCACUUACAUCAGCCUGACAAACGUCCACACAGUAACGCUGACCAACAGCAGUGACACUACUCUGCAGUACUGUUGGACCAUGUGGCCCAGCCUGGAAGUGGAGGAGCAGAGCUCACAGAGGAAAAACUCAGCGCUCCUGCAGGAGGAGGAGGAGGAGGCAGAGGGCCGGGGGCUUUUCAAAUUUGAGUCUGGUUCCAGUGCGGCCCACCACUUCUCGGUGCCGUCCGGAGCCCUGGAGGAGAAUGACAGCCAAACUGAAGAGGACCAUCUCUUAGGCUUUUCAUUCGGCUGCAUUACCGUGAAUCCUUUGAAAGGUGAGAUAUGGCCGAACACCACUGCACAGUUCAGCAUCAUCUUUAAACCAGAGGAGGCCAAACUCUACCACCACACCGUGUACUGUGAUGUGACAGGCUGUGAAUCGAAUCUACCACUUACAAUCGUAGGGGAAGGUCUCGGACCUGAACUGGAACUCAGCUAUAGCCUGAUGGACAUGAACAAUGUUUUUAUCAGUGACAAAGACCAUUAUGAGGUGCAGAUGUCAAAUGUAGGGUUCAUUGAAGCUGUCUUCAGGUUUUCAGUGCCUGACACCACAUUCGGACGCUGCUUCUCCAUUUGUCCGGAGGAAGGUGUUGUUCCUCCUGGAGCCUGCCAGAACGUGGAUGUCAUCUUCCAGAGCAGCAACUUGGGAACUUUCUCAGAGGACUUGCUGCUAAAUGUAGAAGGACAGCCUCACCCUCUUACCUUGACCUUCAGGGGUUGUGUUAUUGGACCAACAUUCCACUUCAGUGUGUUUGAGCUGAAUUUUGGAGACGUAGCUUUUGGUUUCCCGGCUACAUCAACAUGUACCCUUUUCAACACAUCCUUUGUGCCAAUGGAUUUCUACCUUCGUGUCCUGGGGGACGGGUCAGGCCCUCCGAGUGUAAGCAGCGCCUGCCAAGUGUCCGAUUCGUCACGUAAGAACUGGAAAGACUCCGCUGCUCGUGUCCGGCCGGUGGAGUUUACUGUCAUCCCUGCUGGUGGCUCUGUGCGCGCCAUGUCUGAAGUCAACAUUAAGGUGACGCUUUGUUCGAACACGGUGAAGGUUUACCGACUGGCUCUGGUGGUGGAUGUUCUAGGUGUUGGAGAGGAAGUCAUGACUCUGCCCAUCAAUGCCAGAUGUGUUGUGCCUGAAGUUUUUGUAGAGCCUCCAGUUCUGGACUUCCAAAGAUGCUUCCUCCGUCACACGUACAAACAACAAAUAGUACUGACUAACCCCGGUCAUCUACCUGCCUGCUAUGGGAUUCUAGACCAGAAGCUUGAAGAAGACUCCUCAGUGUUUUCUAGCACCCCUGCACCCAGAGGACUGAUUCUCCCAGGCAGCUCAGUAGAGCUCCCUGUCCUCCUGCAGGCUCAGGCUGUCGGGCAGCUGCAUCACACUCUGCGUAUUGCCAUUUUUGGCAGUCAACAUCAACCACUGGAGGUGCUACUGUCAUGCUUUGGGCAGGGACCUGUGGUGCAUCUUCAAAACACACAGAUCCACUUUGGUAGAAUUGCAGUUCUGAAAGAUGUUGCUAGACCGCUGCAACUAUUUAACCAGUCUCCCAUUCCAGCCCACUUCACUGUUCAAAUGAACCAUAGAGGGUCAUUUUGGAGGGUUGAACCCAGUGAGGGUGAAGUGCCAGCAGAGAGCCAGGUGGUGCUAAAGGUGGUGGCUCACCUGAAGGACACUCUUCAGUUCCAGGACAAGUUGAAAGUGUCUAUCCGGGACAGUCAGACUCUGAUUGUCAGCGUGUCAGCCACAGGCACUGGCACCACGAUUGUCAGCGACAAGCCGUUAGGUCCGAACCUCGACCUAGGCACGUUCUUCAGUCAUGGGUUGUACCAGUACCACUUCAAGUUGACCAACCAAGGUCAGCGGGUUCAUCGAAUGUACUGGAAGAUUGACAGCACCCUUCCCUCUAAAAGACACAAAGAAAAGAGCUUACCGGAGAGAUCCUUCCUGCCCCCCAUCUCACCUGCCAGGCAGAGAGAUACUCAUGGGUCUUCACUCCCUUCCAGCAGAGAGAAACCAACGUUUAGCCUUAGCCCGUCUCGUGUUGAGCUUUUUCCUGGCUGCUCAGCUGACAUGGUACUGACAGCAACCUCAGACUUCCCCCAGGUUGUGCGUGAGCGUCUGGUGUGCCAUGGGAUUAUUGGUCGACAGGGCUCUCAGGAGACCAUCAUGACUGUGGAUCUUUCCUGUCGUUUUGUGGCCCCCAUUCUGAGUAUUUCAGCAAAGAAGUUGGAUUUCUUUAUAAAGAAGGUCAAAGGGGAGAAGCUGCUGCCUCUUUUUGAGAAGCUGCUCCUGAAGAAUGUGUCGUCUUUGUCUUUGUCCGUUGAGCUCAGACUUGCAGAACCUUUCUUUCUGUGUGACGCCUCUGGAGAGCAAAGCUCAGCCACAAGAAAGUCAUUGCUGCUGGGUGAUGGGAAACAGGCCGAAUUAUGGGUCUGUUUCAAUCCAAGUUUCUGUCAGGAUCGACAAUCACGUGUUGUGGAUGAGUAUCUUGACAUAAUGUACUCGGGACAUCCUCAACAAGAUGUGGUGGAGCUGCAUGCAGAGGUCCACUUCCCCAACCUCCACUUCUCCUCCACCAUGGUGGAUUUUGGUUGUGUGUUCAACGGCACAGAGAGUCACAAAGUGCUCACUGUCACCAACUGUUCUCUGAUGCCUGUUUCGUAUCGCUGGGCUUUUCUGGACAGCAACAGACAUCCAAAGAUCAGAAAGUCUGAGAUUGCAGAUGAAAGGAAGUGGAGGAAGAGCUCAUCUCCAGGCCUCCUUCCUGCUCUUUCUCCUUCUCCUCAAAGCCCCGGGCCUGAUAAAGAGGAGCAGAGGAGUGAGCUGCACCCUGUGUGUCUGGAAGAGGUUUUCGACAUCCUGCCGAUGUUUGGUGAUUUGCAACCUGGAGACGAGCAAUUUGUCACAUUCUCCUUCUUCGGCCAUAAGAACAUCAGCAGAGAGGUGGUGGCUCAGUGCCGCGUCAAAGAUGGGCCGACGUAUGAAAUCCAGCUCAGAGGGGAAGCCUCAGAGAUCCGAUACAGCCUAGAUUCCACCUGCUUUGACUUUGGUCUGCUGCCUUUUCAAACAAUUGGAGAAAUUGAUUUUACCUUGAGGAAUACUGGGAAGGUGGGCUUUGAAUUCAGCUUUAUAAACCCUGAGGCUGAUGAUGAGUCAAGCGAACAGAUGAAAAUGCUUCAAGAAGCACAGGAAGAGAUAGAUCUGGAGGCCCUGCAGGUCUGGCCUGGGAAACCCCUGGUUAUUCCAGCUGUGGGAUACAUUGAUGCCGGCACAGAGCUGCGUGUGCAUGUGCUCUACCUCCCUGGCAUCCCUGAGGGGUUUCAGAAGCAGCUUCAGCUGCAAGUUACCUUCUUGCCCCCAGAGGACAUCACUCUGAGGGGGAUGGGGGUCUUCCCAAGGAUUAGUCUGAAUUUACCACGAAACUUAUCAGAGGAUCAUUACAGCAACAUACUCGAGCAAGCUAAAGCUACAGUUGAGGCCGACAGAGAUGAGAACCCAGAGGCUUUGUGCACGUUCACGUAUGAAGAACUGCUUCACAUGGAAAUGGAGCAUAUCCUGAUCAGAGAAAAAGCUCUCAUCACAUCAGAGACUCUGCUGAAUCUCCACCAUUCACACAGCUUCUCACCAGAGUCGCACAGACUGAGCGAGUUGGAGCUCCCAGAAUACAUUUUGGAUUUUGGGUUUGUCAUUCCGGGCAAAGAUAUCAGUAAAACUGUGAAUGUCAUCAAUAAUGGACUCGUCCCAGUGUCCUUUCAUGCCAACUGCAAGAGACUGGCAGGGACAGGCUUUACAGCAGAAUUUAAAAAGGUGAAGAACCUGCCGUGUGGUGAGACUGAAACUUUCUCUGUUAAAUUUGACCCUCAAAGAGCCAAACUGAAGAUGGGCAACGCUUGUGUUAUUCUGCCAAUCCAGGUGUCAGGCGGUCCGGUUGUACGUGUACAGCUUUGUGCCGAGGUCACCAUGCCAACCAUCACAGUGUCUGAGAACACACUGCAGUUUGAUACCGUGCAACAUGGAAAUUGUCAGAUGAAGACCAUGCAGCUGUCAAACCAGCAGGGAGUGCCUUGUCGCUGGAGAAUAUCCGAGGAGAUAAAGCCAGUUAAAAAGAUUGAAAAGUUCCUACCUCUACACCUGCGCAGAAAAGCCUUGCUGGAGCAGCAGCCUCCCCCGGCUGCAUUUGAAUGCAUUCCCAGCUCUGGUGUGCUGUUCCCUGGUGAAAGAAGCAACGUCUUUAUCAAGUUUACUCCAGAUGAAGGGUGCUCUUACAACAGGAGACUACAGGUCUGCGUGGAUGACAGCACUCAGCAAGUGUUCAUAUCAGCUCAUGGUCAGGGCGAAGAACCGCAGCUCGAGUUCUGGCCGCCCAUACUGGAAAUGGAUCCCUGUCUUCCUUACUUCUCUGAGGCGGAAGCCGAGGUCACAGUCAGAAACCCUUGCUCCUUCCCUGUCGAGUUUUACUCCCUGGAAUUCGACACUCAAUAUUUAGAAGAAGAAAAGAUCCUUCGUCUGAUGGAAGAAUAUGAUGAGAACAACCUUUUGCUGCUUCCUCCAAGGCUCCCUGGAGAAGGCCUUCCGAAAGAGCUCCUGGAAUACUACAAAGAAUAUUCCUCUCUGCACAGAGAAAAUGAGAUAAAUGUGGGUUUGGAGGUGGAUGGAGCUGAAGGAAGAGCAACACAGGAGGAGGACAGGAAGUCAAAACAAAACAACGCUCCGACAGAGAUCCGUAACAUGAGUACCAAACUAGCCGAAACAUUUGUUUCAGAGUUGAGCAGAGAAGGGGGCAGUGGGAGAUUGGGGCAGUUAGAGAGGAGUCCUGUUUUCAGAGCUAUUGCUCGCCACAUGGGAUACGACCUGUCAACUGAUGCACUGAUGGCUCGCAAUCGCAGAGGCAUCGCAGUUAUUGUGUAUGGAGCCCCUCUGACGGAUAAGAGCAGAACAGCAGCAGCUCUGUCACAUCGGUACGGGGCAGCAUGCCUGAGCAUCGAUGAUGUGGUCAAAAAUGCGAUUCAUAAUGGAACCUCAGCUAUAAGCAUCACGGCACGAAAGAUAUAUGAGGCUGCAACUGCAAGGUGUGCGCAGAGGAGGCCUGCUCAAGUGGCUGAUGCUGCUGAUCCCAGACCUGCAACACGUCUGGAAACCACACUUUCAUCCUCAAUUUCAGCUUCACUUGAUUCUGUGGAGAAUGAGGCCACAGCUCAGCUGGUCACUGCCGACACUUCAAGUGUCUUCUGCCCGGGAGAAGUGAACCUUUGCAGACUCCUUCCUGAACAGCUGCUCGCUGACAUCUUGGCUGAAAGAUUUCAGCUAAGAGAUUGUCUGCAUGGAGUUGUGAUUGACGGCCUUCAGUCAGCGUUCACUCAUUCUGCAUCGAGCGCACUGUUGGUUGUUCUGAAGGCCCUCAGUAACCGCAAACACAUCUAUGUGGUCAACCUUUCUGACUCUUAUGAUGCUCUGAAGGAACGGGAGAGACAGCAAAGAGAGGCCGAAGAAUCUUUGCAGAGGCAGAGAGAUGAACGGGAGGAGAGGAGGCUACAGGAUCUGGAUGAUGAGGAAUACGAGGCUCUGUCAGAAGAGGAGAAGGCGCUCGUUCAACAAAUACACAUGAAAAGACUCCAGCAAGAGAAAGCCAGGCAGCUUGAGCAACUGGCAAAAGAAAAAGAAGAAAAGAGGAAACAGGAGGAAGAGAUGCAGCGACAGAAGGAAGAAAACAUGACGAGGAAGAGCAAAAAAGGGGGAAGAAAGGACAGUAAAGACUCAACACGAAAGAAAAACUUUGAAGCGGGACAUUCUGCAGUGAGUGUUCAAAGAAUGUCCUCCGGCUGCAACUCUAAGGAGUCUUUUACAGAUACAAGAGAGCAACUCUCAAAUGAAGUUUAUGCAGAUCAUCAAACCAAAGAGCAACAUGAUUUAUCCAAGGGGCUGGAGGAUAUGAAACGUUUACAGACAGAGUCUCCCAAAUCCGCAGACAAACUGGAGAUAGAAAAAACUUCAGACAUGAAGAGAAAAGAAGAAGACAAAGACUUGAACCACAUCACAGAGGAAGCAGAACAAAGAGAAGUCAGUGGACCAGAGGAACACUUGAUGGAAAAAGAACAACUGAUCAUAAAUGAAGGGUUAAGCAUUUUGAAUGAAGACAAUGAUGCUGUUGAUCCACAUAUGACAACAGGAGAGACCCAAACCAAGACUUCUCAACAUUUACCAAAGUCAGAGGAAGAAAAGCCUGUUGUGGAUGAGUUACAGUGUCAGUUCAACAAAUAUGAGCUGAGCCAGGUUGAAGUUGGGCAUAUUCUUCAGCACUGGGACCGAGCCAGGGGCCUGUUGCUGGCCCCUCUUAACCCAGGUGAAACCCAUCCAUGGUUGGAGGAAUUCUCAACGGGAAAACAGCUCCCUGGUGCUGUUAAGAAGAGUAAGAAGGGAACCUUCAAAACUCUUUCUCCGGUGCCUACUCAGAGAGCAGCAUCAGCUGAAGCCGAUUACAAGGCCCCCUUACUCGCCAUCCCUCAAAUUAUCUUGAAAGUAAUGGAGGGAGACAGAGAAAGUACCACAGAACUGCUCUGCAGCACCCUCCCUCCACCUGAUGAGGUGUUGGAAGAUUUGGGAUUGGGACCAUGCGGACCACCGAUUCCCCCUUCCACUAUGUUUUCUGUUGUUCCUUUCCCCCCAUACAGAGACCAAAUCAAAGUUCAGCAGACAUGCUUCCGCUUCCUGCUUCCUCCCUCCUCAGAUGAGGAAGAAGAGAGCAAAGAUGUGGAAGAGGAAACACAAUUAUUUCUAAAGGAGGGGUCAACAACCUCUAAAAUUAUCAAAAAAGGCAGUCUUAAAGACAGCACAGUGCCAAAGGAUAGAGAUAAAAAGGUCAAAGAGGUCCAGAAGAACAAGAGGAUGAAUUACAUCAAGACUAGAGAAAAAAGCUCAGACGGGUCAAGAGAAGAAAGAAGCCUGAGCACAUUUCGCUGGGUAGUUCCAGCUGGUGGAGAGGUGGCUCUGAGGAUCUGGUUCUACUCAGAAACACCAGGAAAGUUUGAACAGAACUUCAAGUUUGAGCUUGUGGGGACCAGGAGACUCUACCAGCUGAGCUGCAGGGGACUCUGCUGCUUCCCUUCGAUCUGCAAAGACUAUAUGACCUUGUUUGCCAACAGCAGGAAAGUGCCGCGACCACAGAAAGGACUUCAGAGGUCCUAUGUGAUCAAACCUGGAUACUUUGAGUUUGGGCCUUUACUCUGCAGCAAAAGCAGAGACAGGUACAAGGACGGCAGAUAUCCAGAAAACACGGUGAAGCUUUUUAUUCAGAACAACUCCAGUCUAGAGGCAGAGAUCUGCUUCAGCUUCCAACAUGACACUCAUGCUGCUACAUAUCUGCUGGACCCCCCAACUAUGACACUCAAACCUGACCAGAAGCAGGAGCUGAUGGUCUGGGCUUACCCAACAAAACAAGGAGAAAUGAAGGACUGCAUUGUGUGCCAAAUCAGGGAUAAUCCUGAGCCUGUUCUCAUCAGUCUGUCCUGCUGGGGCGUCCGGCCAGAGCUGGAGUUAGACAACAAGCACUGGCACUUUGGAAAGGUUCUGGUACACAGGGAGGAGAGCCGUAGUGUGAAUGUUGCCAAUAAGACAGAUCUGCCGGUGGGCUGGAGGCUUCAGGGUGUGGAGGAGUUAGGUGAUGAGUUUCUGGUGCCACAGGAUCAGGGCGUCGUCCCACCCAACACCUCGGUCCCCAUAUGCAUGAACUUCAAAGCCAAGAAGCCUCUUGCUGUCAAGAAGACCCUACGUUUGGAAGUGUCGGAUAUGGAAAAUAUUCUUGGAAUUGUUCAAACUGAAAACAUUAUUGUCUCUGCUGAAGCCUACAACAUUGAUGUGGAGAUUACACCAGAUUGCAUCCUAGACUUUGGGAACAUCAGAGUGUCUGAAGAGGUCAAACUUCCCCUUAGGCUGAAGAACAAGGGAAAGUAUUCCUUAGCUUUCAAGCUUGUGUUUGAUCAGAUCGCCCCUAAAAGGCCAAAGCUGGACUCCAUUUUCACGGUGUCCCCCCAGAGUGGUACUCUAAUGCCUCAAGACAAGUCUAUAGGAUUGUGGGUCACCUGCAGACCAAAUAAGGAAGUCCACCUCAUUAAACAGCCCAUCCUGCUUUGCCAGGUGAUUGAUCCUAACGUUGGGAAAGAGGACAAAGUCAUUGCAGUCAUAGAAAUCAAGAUUUCAGUCCAGUCUUUCCUCUCCAGAUAUAAGAUCACACCUGCCUACGACAUCAACUUUGGCCCACUUGUUUAUGGCUCUAAGAAAAGCCAGACUCUCACCAUUGAAAACAAAGGAGUCUUUGAGUUCAGUUUUGUCAUCACGUUGACGGACCAAUCAAAACCGGGGGGUUCAGCUAAGAUCACAGUUGGAGACGGUGUUUGUGCAAAACCAGUCAAUCCCAGUCUCAAACAGCGAAAAGAAUCCUUCCAGAAAGACUCAAACAUUUUUCAGAAUCGACUCAGCAUGGGGGUGUUCUCACUCCUUCCGUCCGCGGGAUGCCUGCAUCCUCGAUGUCAGCAGCUCAUCACCGUGGACUGUUCAGCUGAGCAGCUGGGCUCCUUCAGCCAGAGUUUGCUGAUUGACAUCAGCGGUCGCGACCCUUCAGACCACAACAGCGGCAUUCCAUACAGACUGCUGGCUGAAGUCUGCAGGCCAGGCAUUCUAUUAGACAUGACCUCCAUCUUUGAGGAGCACCAUCUGUGCCCGCACAGCGGCCAGCUCUCCUCUGAACCGUUCUGCAACGCUGCAGGCGUUUACGUCCUGAAUGAGAACAAGUUCAUCUUCAACAAGGUCCUAGUUGGUCAGACUGCCAAGGCCCGUUUCAGACUCACCAAUAACAGCAAGGUCCCCUGUGUGCUCAGCUUGGCGGUCAGAAAUGUCGGCGCUAAGGUUUUUCGACACGGAGAUGUGUUCGAUUUGGUUGCUUCAACCCUAAGCGUGCCCAACCAGUCACAUGCAUUUGCUGUUGUCACCUUCACUCCUCAAAGCAUUCAGCAGUACAGCGCUGUGUUUGAGGCCACAAUAGAAGGAGCCUCUGGAAUGGCUACUGCUCUGAAAAGCAAAGUGCUGGAGUUUGAAGUGAUUGGAGAAAGCACUCUUCCCAGUGUCUGCGUUCUGCGCCCAGCCCUGAAAAACAGCACCGGAAGUCCACUGCUGCAGUUCAGGCGGGUUUGGGUUGGACGAAAAGUUACACUCCCUCUGAUUUUGCUAAAUGAUGGAAAUGUUCCAGCUGAGGUCCAGAUUGACAUGCCUGAUAACGACAGAGUUUUUACCCUGAAAGCUGCUCCUAAAAAGACAAUCGGCUCCAUCCCGUCCCUGCAGCCGGACUCUACUGCUGAUUCAGAGCCUCAGUCAGCGCACAGAGCCAUCCUGAAGAUAAACCCCGGUGAAACAGCUGAAUUUGAAGUUACCUUCUGCUCUAAUAAACCACUGAGUGUCAAAGCAAAGAUGUCAGUGCAGGUGAAGGACAACCAGUACAGCAGCGCCAUGAUCCAAGUGACAGGAGAGGCUUACCAGGAAGUGGUCUCUCUGGAUAACAUCAUGUCAACUCAUGAUGUUGAUGUGGAAGAAAAGGAUGAAGGUAAUUACGAGCUCCUGGAUUUGGGGGACUGCCAUGUGGACCAUCCACACCACAGACAUUUCACCAUGACUAACCACAGCAGCAACCAGGCACUGAGGUUUGAGUGGCCUCCCAGUGGACAUCAUCUUCACUUUUCACCACAGGUUGGGCACCUGCAUGCUGGUUGUUCUAAAGAAGUGACUGUUACCUUCAGAGCCAGUCAGCCAGUGAUUCUGAAGAACCAUCCAGUUAAAUGUAAGGUGUGUCAGGUGGAGUUCCAGCAGCCGAUAGAGAAAGUGAGUGACUGGGAUGACCGGCAGAAAACGGUUCAGUGGCAGAAUGCUUCAGAAUCGACACAGCAACAACCUGUUAUAGAGACCGAUCCAGAGCCCAGCUGCUCUGUGGUUGAAGGCUCUCAGCUGGAUUUGAAGUUAUGCAUCAGCGCAGUUUGUGAUUAUGCCAAGUUCAGCUGCAGCAGCAACCCCAUUCACUUCAAAGACACCAUGCUUUUCCAAACCAGGGUCCACCACCUGCAGUUAACAAAUGAGGGCCGCGUCAAAGUGGAAUUCUCCUGGAAAGUUUUCAUGGGAUCAAACAGCAGUGUUGUGAAGCAUCAGGAAGGAACUGGAAGCUCCCACUCUCCACCUGGCAGCAGAUCAGAUGGACCUGCAGUCCGUCCCUCCAGUGCUCUGGCCAGUGUGAUGUCGUUCCUGAUAACCAGCCCUGAGCUGCCUCCGUUCACGGUGGAACCGAGCAGCGGCACCAUCAAUCCUGGAGUAACACAGACCUUCACCAUCCGCUUCUCACCUGUGGAAGUGACUCGGUUUCAGGGAGAGCUGCUAUGCAGUAUUCCCAACCUUGAGGAUGGGAGUGGAGCUCCAUGUAUCCCAGUUUAUGGUUGCAGUCUGUUGCCAUACUGUCAUUUUGACUUGGAGGACUCAGACUACCUGAGCCAACGCAGUCCUGAUCUCCAGGAUCCGGUUAACCCAAACACCAGAGUUCUAGAGUUCAAAACUGUCGGCCUUUUGGCAGCAUCUACAAGAUGUUUUAACGUUCUAAACACAACAAGUAAGGUGUACUCGUUCCAGUGGAGGUGUGAGGACACAGAGACCGGCCCCUUCAGCUGUCUGACCCCUAGUGGUUCUAUCCAACCUGGGAAAAAAGUGGAGAUGUGUUUUGAUUACCUACCAGAGCAGCAAGACCCAGUGGAGUCGUUCUGGAUCUUUCUGGUUGAGAGUCUCUCACUGAGCCUUCCCUUCCUGUUGGUGGGCACAGCCAGAGAGCCGCUUGUCUUUCUAAACACCCCCCACCUGGAUUUUGGGGAAGCUCUUGUAGGUCAUAAAGUGGAGAAUAUAGUUGAUCUGGUGAACAGAGAAGAGGAGGCAGUCCACUUCUCCAUCCUGCAGUCAUCUCUUCUCUCUGAAGAUCAGCAGUCAAGCCUCAUUCUGCAGCCCAUGACUGGAACAGUAGCAUCCAAAGAUAGAUUACCCCUGUCCGUGUCUUUCACGCCCUCCGUGGAAGGACCUGUUAGUUUCAGACUGAAACUGAAGGUUAAGAAGAAGUCGGAACCACUAACGCUGACUGUAAAAGCCGAUUGCUUCGCCAUGAAUGCUUUGCUUCAACUUGGAAAAGCAGAUGAGCCCUUCAGAGAGAUUGCUCCCAACCUCCAAGAGUCUCUGGACUUUGGGACGGUGGGGGUUUUAGAGCUUUCCGUCUCUAAUUUCUUGGUGACCAAUCUUGCUAGAUUCAUCAUGGAAGUGAACUUUGAACUCACAGGUCCUGCAGAACUCCUGCAGGACUUAGAAACAAAACCCCAAACUGCUGUUGUUAAAGUUGGGAAGCAGCUGCAGGCAUCUCUCCUCUUCUGUCCUCGAAGGAUUUGUAUCUUGCAAGAUGUCCGACUGGUCGUCAAGGUGAAGCUCGGGCCAACAUUUAGCUUCAUCAUUAAAGGUCAAGCUGUAGCACCGAGCCUUGAAUUCUCCUUCACCAAGUUCAGCUUUGGGAAAUGCUUCAUCCACUGUCCUGGGAUGAAUCCUCCAUCCCAAACACUGAAGAUCACCAACAAAAGCAAAAGAGACAUCAGCAUCGAGUGCCAGUUCAAGAACACAGAUUAUCUUCAGGUCCACUUCAAAGCUGAUGUUCUAUCUCCUGGAGCUUUAAUGGAAGUGCCGGUCACCUUUUAUCCUCGUAAAGAAUGCAGAUACCAUGAAAAGCUGACCUUCCUCUUUAACAGUUGCAUUCAAAAACAGGUGGAGAUUCUGGGUCAAGGUGUUCAGAUAAAGCUGGAAGUGGAGGAUCGGAGACACAAAAAGCUGAAACUGGGAACUCUGUUGGGACAGACGGUGAAAAAGCAGAUCGUUCUUGUCAAUCACAGCAGCAUCAACCUUUCUUUCACUCUGACUGUCAACACAAAUGCACAACUGGAUCCAAAGGAUCUGUCUGUGAGUCCACCAGGAGAGCUGAAGCUGAGAUCCAACGGCGGUUUGUGCACAGUGGAGAUCCGCUUUUCGCCUCGCCAGCACAUUCCUCCCUUCACCGCCGAGCUGCAGGCCGAGUUGGCAGACCUGUUACACCCCCUGCUGACCAUUCAGGGCUGCUGCCAGGGAGUUGAGGUGAAACUAGACCCGGACCAGCUGUCCUUUGGAGCUGUGGUGCAGCGUUGUCAGAGCAGAAAGAGGACUGUCAUGGUGAACACAGGUGACAUUGGUGCCAGGUUCUUUUGGAAGACUGAGAAUUUCCCUGCAGAACUUUCCAUCACACCAGCGAAGGGGUACAUCAGCCCAGGGAUGGAAGUUCCUCUCGACGUAACGUUUGCACCUGUGGAGCUCAGUAGUGACAGCAGAUAUGAGAAUCUGUGUUGUUCUGUGGAGGGCUCGUCUUCUCCCCUCACUCUCACUGUCACGGCCUCCUGUGUCACGGCCUCCACAAACAAAGAGAUGGUGAAUUUUGUUUGUUCCGUGCGCAGCUCUGAAACCAAGAGCCUGGCCGUCAUCAACCCUACAAACCAGCGCUGCAGGAUCUCACCGGUUGUUGAGGGCGAGCAUUGGACUACAGCCGUGCUUGUGACCUUUGAACCCCACCAGAACAAAACUGUUGAUGUGACAUAUCGGCCACUGACCAUGACUACAGAAGAAAAGAAACACCUGGGCUCCAUCUUUUUCUCCUUCCCCGACGGCAGAGGCAUGCUGUACUCGCUGCAGGGAACAGCUGAUCCGCCCAGAGCAGAGGACAGCAUUGUGAGAGAGAUAACUGCUAAAGCGCCGCACACAGAGCUGCUCCAUGUCAACAACUGGCUCCCAAGGCAGCAGCGGUUCCAUGUGCUUUUAGAGAUGGUGAAACCAGAAAAACACGAUGCUACGGUGUCCCUGAAGGGUCCCUGCUACAUUGAUGUUCCUGCUCUGUCAAAGAGAAGCUACAGAAUGUGUUUCUAUGCACACAGAGAGGGGCAGUACAACGCCAAGGUGACGUUUCGUAACAAAGUGACGGGUGAAUUCUUGUUCUACCUCGUCACCUUCAAACUCACGCCUCCAGGAGUCCUUUCCACCGUGGAGCUGCUGACGGCAGCUCGUCGGACAGUCUCAGGCUCUGUAACCUUAGAAAACCCACUGAGCACACCCAUCUGCUUCACCUCGGAGUGUAAAUGCUCCGACAUCUUUGCCCCCUCCCAGAUCACUGUGCAAGGGAAAUCCAAGGGUGUUUUGAGCUUUGAAUACCAGCCGCUGACAGCAGGCGAGUCCACGGCACGGCUGUCUCUAACCAGUUCUGAGCUGGGCGCCUUCCACUACGACCUGCUCCUCAAAGCACUGCCCCCUCCCCCAGAGAAACCUGUGCACUUCAGUACUUGGCUGGGCAGCAGCCACACGGCUUCCGUCAAAUUCCUCAAUUACUCCCGCAGUAAAACUGAAUACUCAAGCAAGAUCGAUUGUCCCGACUUCACCGUGAACAAAACUGUCGUUGCUCCUCCGGGCCUCCAGGUGGGGUCAGAGGUCAGCGUGGAGGUGUGUUUUGAGCCCCACCAGCUUGGCGAAGUGAAAGCGGACCUCAGCCUGUCCUCUGGGAUUCACGGGGAGUACAUCUUUCCCUUACAUGGGGUCUGCCUCCCCCCUAAAGCUCAGGGUCCACUUAGCAUCAAGGCAGGUCACAGCAUCACCAUCCCCUUCAAGAACGUGUUCCUGCAAAGUGUCUCUUUCACCACUCAGGUGGACAACCCCUGCUUUACCGUCAAAGGACCAGACAGCAUCAAACCAAAGAAGAUCCAGAACAUCCAAGUUUCCUUUGAGGUUCCUGAUGGAGAUCCUGCUAGGGAAGCGUGGUUUGGAAAGCUGACUGUUUCCAGCGAGUGCUCCGAGGGGCGCAGCAAGCCUUGCUCAUGGGUCUAUUACCUGAAAGGUUCCCAGUGAUUGUAAAUGACCCACAACAGGAACCAGCUGAUCUUUUUUAUUUUUUGUACUAACUAUAAUAUAUGAAUGUAUUAAGAAUGCCAAAGCUGCAUUCCUUGACUUAAUAAAUUCUUUAGAAGUC
This is a messenger RNA of Oryzias melastigma (Indian medaka), 15224 nucleotides long. RefSeq names its product HYDIN axonemal central pair apparatus protein (gene hydin). The coding region runs from base 182 to 15103 and encodes 4973 amino acids. Gene Ontology annotation, biological process: cilium movement; axonemal central apparatus assembly. Gene Ontology annotation, cellular component: axoneme. Lineage: Eukaryota; Metazoa; Chordata; Actinopteri; Beloniformes; Adrianichthyidae. The transcript is spliced from 95 exons. The record is from RefSeq and is a predicted model, not a curated record.